Messenger RNA from Stylonychia lemnae, 1686 nucleotides. The record is from the annotation of a GenBank genome assembly. Lineage: Eukaryota; Ciliophora; Spirotrichea; Sporadotrichida; Oxytrichidae.
AUGUAUGAGCUAAAGGAUCUCAAUAGUCUAGAUGUAAAGUUGAAUUUUCUUUAAUGUGGCAUAGAUGAGUUUAGCUAGACCUCGGGAAUUAGAAGAUAACUUUCUGGACUUCGAAGUAAAUCAAGAGUAAAAGUUAGAUAACAUAAAUUGAUUAAAUUUAAGGGCAUUGAUGUGAGGGCAUAGUAAAACGAUCUGUUUGGAAAUCUUAAAGUUAGCAAUUUCAUGUUCCUUGUCAUUCUAGGAGCAUCAACAGCUCUACAGUAGCUCAUUCAAUAAUUUAGUUAAGAAUAAACUUGCACAUAACGAUACGUAUAAUUAUUGGAUAAGAUAUGCAUGCUGGAUAUUGUUCAAUUACACUUAGAAUACUAUAGUAGAGAUUCAGAAGGGUCUAGUCUCCCUGAGAUGAAGGCUGUUCUUGCUGGGGUACAUAUAAGCACAUUUUUAUCAAUAAGAGCUUUUAUUGGGAAAUUAGUAGGUGUCACUGUAGCUAUAGUAGGAGGUUUAUCUUUGGGAAGAUAUGGAUCAUUUGUUCAUAUGUCAGGAGUAAUAGCCCACUAAAUGUCCUAUCGCAUAAAAUUCUUCCAGAAUAUCGGCUCAAAUUAUCAACUUAGGCUUUAAGUUAUAUCAGCCGCGAUAGCUGCUGGCACUUGCUGUUCAGCUGGUAGUCCUUUUGGUGGAGUAAUUUUCGCUCUUGAACUUACUUCUACUUAUUAUAUGAUGGGAAACAUGUGGAAAGGACUGCUUUGCACAACUGCAGCUAUUAUAACUUACUCAUUAAUGCAUCAAUUACCUUUUGUAAAGCCACCUAAAUUGACUGACUUUGAAGAAUAUACUUUUAAUCAUGAGAUAAUAUUCUUUAUUAUACUUGGAUAUCUAUGCGCAAGAGUGGGGGCACUUUUCAUUCAUAUUCUAACUAAGAUAAUAUUCUUGAGGGGGAAACUAAAAAAUCCUUUGCUUUUGAAUAGAUGGAAGUGGUGCUCAAUAGUUAUUUUAUUCAUUUCGAUCAUUUAGUUUCCAUUAAGGUUCUUACACUUUCCUGAAAGAUAAGUAUGGAAUGUAAUGUUCAAUUCUCAUUAAAUUUCUGAAGUUCAGAAUGGCUAAGUAUGGAGCAAUCCUAAUUUAGAAUUGGUCUUGCUUGUUUAUUGCAUUUUGAAAUUUAUUUUCAUUGUUUCAUCAUUAACACUUCCAUUACCUAAUGGAAUCUUUGCCCCUAUGAUAUCUUUUGGCGCAGUAUUUGGAAGAUUAUUUGAUGAAGGGAUAUAUGCUGUUGUGGGAGCAACUUGCGUUUAUGGAUCAGUUACAAAAACAGUAUCUAUUGCAAUAAUUAUAUUUGAGGUAACUGGAUAGAUAACUCUUCUUGUACCUGUAGUGAUAGGUUUAAGUGUAGCUUAUGCAUCUUCUUAAGCAAUGACAAUGAGUAUAUUUGAUGUUCUUCUUGAAUUCAAGAAUUUCCCAUUUUUACCAACACUUGGUGAAGGAGAUACUAUUCAUUUGAAGGCUCGUGAUAUAAUGAAUAGAAACUUUGUAUACCUAAGAGAAGAUUCUGAAAUUAGAGAGAUAAGAGACAUCUUAACCUAAUUUGAGGACUUUAACUAUGAUCCAAAGAACUAUAUUGAGUAUGAAGAACUACUUUCUCUUGAGAAAAAAUUACAGGCAGAUCUACAAGAGGAGUGCUCAAAGGUUUGA